Molecule: messenger RNA, 1008 nt
Organism: Aspergillus affinis
Lineage: Eukaryota; Fungi; Ascomycota; Eurotiomycetes; Eurotiales; Aspergillaceae
Exons: 6
Coding region: 1-1008 (335 amino acids)
Biological process (GO): alcohol metabolic process
Molecular function (GO): alcohol dehydrogenase (NADP+) activity
Source: RefSeq, a predicted model, not a curated record
AUGCCCCUCUACACAAUCGAACACUCCAUUCCACUCUCCAAACCCCAACGAGACGCCCUCGCCCAAUCCAUCACGCACAUCCACACCCGCAAGUUCACGACCCCAAGCCUCUUCGUCAACGUCCAGUUCGUAGACUCGACUCGCCAGUCACGCAAGAUCGAAUCCGCCUGGAACGACAUUGUGAAUAUCGGAUCCGUCGGACAGACCGAGAAAGGAAAGAGGAAGGAGACGGAGUUGAAUCGUGUGUUUAUUCUGGGUGCUAUUACGGCGGGGUUGGAGUGUGGGGUUUUGUUGCCGAGGGCCGGUGGCGAUACGACCUGGUUGAAGGAUAAUAUGGCCCUGUUCGAGGAGCGCGCGCGAGAGGGAGACGAGGAUUUUAUCGAGUUGCUGGAGGAGAUAAAGAGGAGGGAGGAUUUACAUAACUGCCCCUGUGGUUGGGAUCAAUACUGCCAAGAGCGGAAGGUGUACGGAGUCAGCGACUUCGAUAAUGGGACAUUGAUCUCAGGCGCUGUGUGGGAUGCUAACUGUGUCUUCCCGAUCCCGGAAGGGUUGAAUUCGGUCGAUGCUGCACCGCUGAUGUGUGCUGGCGCCACGGUAUGGACUGUCUUGACCCGGUUUGGCAUCGAAGCUGGAGACCGAGUGGGUAUCAUGGGGGUCGGAGGACUGGGCCAUAUUUCCAUCAAGCUUGCCGCUGCGCUGGGAUAUCAUGUUGUAGUUCUUUCCAGCUCCGAGUCAAAAAUGCAGGAAGCCACGGAGUACGGUGCCUCUGAGUAUCAUGUGUUUCGCUCAGGAGAGAAGCCGCAGGACCUGAAGCCCCUCAAGCAUUUACUGCUUUGUGGAAGUGGCAGCUCGGACUACCAGUUCCUGGUUCCCCUGAUGGACUCGCCCAGCUCCAUCUAUCCGCUGACGGUGACGUUUGCCAUCUGCGAUCCCCACGCUGCAGUUGUGCUUCCAAGAUCGAGGGAAAUCAACGUGGGAGCCCAAAGCAGUUUAGAGGCCGCAUUUUGA